This is a messenger RNA of Periophthalmus magnuspinnatus, 1528 nucleotides long. RefSeq names its product leucine rich repeat containing 20 (gene lrrc20). The coding region runs from base 338 to 859 and encodes 173 amino acids. NCBI's taxonomy places the organism in Eukaryota, Metazoa, Chordata, Actinopteri, Gobiiformes, Gobiidae. The record is from RefSeq and is a predicted model, not a curated record. Gene Ontology annotation, molecular function: protein binding. The transcript has 5 exons.
UGACGUAACGCGCAUGCCCCAAACUACUUCCUGUUUAGCUAGCACUAUUUAGCGAUACUUUUAAUACUUUUUACAAACUCACACAUCUUGUGCCAGUUGGACGUGUUAGUAUUUAGAUUCCUUCAUAUAUUUGGAGCCAGUGCGCGGCUGGAGUCACUAGAAUCUGCACGUUUCAUGUUUCAUGGACUAAAAAUACGCGCGCUAUUUGCAGCCGAUGCUACAUGCUAACAGCUGCUAUACACAUGCUACAUGCUAACAGCUGCUAUACACAUGCUACAUGCUAACAGUUGCUAACAGCUGCUAUAUUUGGGCUGUGGCGUGUUGGAGCUGAGGUGAAAUGGCUGAAUCCGUUGCAAAUGUGGCUCGUAGGAUCAACGCUACAGUCGAGGAGGGGAAAGAUUAUCUGGAUCUGUCAAACUGCCACCUCAUCUCGUUCCCUGACGGUGUGUUCAAGGUCCUGAGCAGCGUCACAGGAAACAUCACAAGUAUUUCUCUGGCCGAUAACGAGAUGAAAGCCAUCAGCAGCAAAUUCUGCACCAUCUUUACACAGCUCAGAGAGCUGGAUCUCCACGGAAACAUCUUGACCAAACUUCCUGAUGCUGUGGUCCAAAUGGAGAAUCUGAGCAGUUUAAAUCUGUCCAAAAACAACUUCACUGAGUUUCCUAUAAAACUGACAGAGGUGAGGGCGCUGGAGCGGAUCGACCUGGAGGGGAACAGCAUCACCGACGUCCCGGUGGAGCAGCUUUUCUCGAUGUCUUCUCUGAAAUGGCUCAACCUCCGAUCGAACCCUUUAAGCGACGUCGCCCGCACAGCGCUGCAGACUCCUCACCACUUUGAACUCUUGAUUUCUGAACCUUAAAAACACAUCGGCGCAGACUCCGCGACGUGCAUGACGCUGUGUGCCUUUUCAAACUGUUACCAUGGAAACGUUUGCACCUUAAGACUCCGACUCAGGAGUGAACAGGGGGCUACCUCAGAAUCUGCUGCGUUUGUGGUGGAACAAAGUGACAUCAUUAUUACUGUGACUUUUCUUUUUCUUUGAGGCAUUUAUAUUAAAGCCACAGUAUGUAACUUAAAGUAAAAGUAUGUUUUUUUCAUUUUAGAUGCUUUUAUUUCACUGAAAAACAUGUGCUCUUACGCCGAGCUUCUUGCAUCUCCACAGACCGGACUCAUAUUUGGUCAGCUUGCUUAGUUUCCAUGGAAAUGUCAGUUUCGCUAUAAUCUUCCGCAGUAUGACAUAAAUCUUAUCUAUCUCCAUGGAGAAUGUUCCGCAGUAUGGGUUUAAUUUUCUGCUUCCAUGGAAUCAUGCAGUUGUUACGUACUGUAGCUUUAACUCAAAUAAAAACUCACUUAAUUUACUGAUUUUAAAAUAAUGAAACGUGCCUCUAAACUGACGCUGAAGUGCUUUCUUUACUGAGCUGAGCAUUCUGGGAAACUUGGCAUAAAGUUGUGUUUUUAUUUUAUUUGAGAUAUUUAAAAAAUGUAUUUAUACUGUAUGUUUUUAUCAUGGUAUAAAGCUGCUACAUGG